This is a messenger RNA of Aphis gossypii (cotton aphid), 6561 nucleotides long. RefSeq names its product GTPase-activating protein skywalker-like. The coding region runs from base 1479 to 3197 and encodes 572 amino acids. The record is from RefSeq and is a predicted model, not a curated record. The transcript is spliced from 10 exons. Lineage: Eukaryota; Metazoa; Arthropoda; Insecta; Hemiptera; Aphididae.
CAUGAGGCGAGGUAGUCGUCGGCCGCGUUCCGUUUUUGCUGUGUACAAUAUUAUGUUUUAAAAUAUUUUAUUAUGUCUAAGUGCCUGAAGUACCUAUAUUAUAUUAUGUUAUAGGUACGUGUUGUAGUGUUUGGUGGUGUAACCUGAAAUGCGCGGUCAGGUCCGGUAACAAUUUUCGUCGGAUUUUCUGAACAGAAUUUUACGCCGUCACCACCCACUCCCACCGAAUUAUUAACAUUCCAGCGCACGUCCGAAAAACAUUUUACACGAACGGUAGUCCGAUUUGCGUACGGGUAGGUAGGUAGGUAUACUCCACUCUAUAAUUUAAUGAUCGAUAGAGGUAAUAAGGUUUAAAACGUUUCGUACCUCUAUAUAGUCGUUUCGAAGUCACGGUGGCGGAUACAAUAUUAUCAUAAUAAUAACGUCGUCUGACGUCUAUGGUCUAUACCACCCGUACCCGUUAUAUUAACAUUAUACAUAAUAUAUCUAUAUAGGUACCUUAUAAUAUAUUAAUAUGUAAAUACUAAAUUGUAAGUACAUAAUAAUAAUACGAUAUUACUAUAGGUAUAGUAUAUUGUAUAUAUUUGUAUAAACGCCACCGCUUGUGCGUGCACAGAUACCGAUUUCACGUCGUCGCCUUAACCCUUUUUUUCCCUCUCCUACCCGCCGUCUACACCGAGGUCUCCGCACGGGCGCCUACUAUUCCUUUGACCCUGCCGCCACCGAGUGCUGCUCGGCGCAAACCAGAACAUUUAAUCAAUAACAAGAUAAGGUGUAGUCUGCACCGCUAUCACGUUGUGAUAAAACCGCCACUGCAGCUUCUUAUUAACAAUAUAAUAAUACCUAUAUUAAUAUGGUAUACAAUUUUACUAUAAAUUAUAAUGUAAUGAAACAUCACAAUAUUAUAAUAAAAAAAUAUUAUAAACCACUGCCGCGGUAGGUAAUGAAUAUCCAUGCAACGAUGAUAAGAAUAAGCGGGUUUUUGUCGACGAGAAAAGAAUCAUAGGUAAUAUUAUUUUUGUUGUCGUAGCGUCUCUACGGUAUCAAGGCGUACGCAAUACGGGAAGUUAUCGUCCUCGAAUUUGCAGUCACGGGACGCACACGAGCGCGGGCGCGCACGCGCGAAAGGCGUGUGCGCUGGGCGAAUGUCGCGUGCCACCGCCGCCGCCGCCACUGUCGAUAGUGAUAAUGCACCGCGGGUUUUGAGAGGUUCUUCGUCGCGGACGAUGAUCGGAUGAAGUUCAUUUCGUUUUGUUGGCUUGACUCUAAUAAUUAUUGUUGAUGUUGUGAAAUAUCGCCAUCUAACGAUCGGUGAAAUGAACGUUCCUGCCACCCGCGGACGCCGCCGGUCCGUCGUCGUCAAGUUCGUCAUCAUGUCUCGGUCCGGAUCCGCUGCAGGAGGCGAGCAGGAACAGUAAUGUCAAGCGUCAGAAAAACCAAGUUUGUGAUUGUCAACGACUACACCUAAGUCAGUCCCCAUGGUGGUGGCCGACAGUGCUAUGUUGUCAACAGCUAAGGAGGAGUUGUCGUCCGCGGCGGACGUGUAUCAGCCGCAUGUCAACGUGGAUGGUAUACCGCCACUGCCAACGGCACUAGCACACCCAUCUACAUUCCCAGGCAGUCCCAUGACAGCCAAGAAGCAGGCUCUCAAGUCAUUCGGCGACAUCCAGAGCCUCCUUGCGGCAGGCUACCAAAAGGAUGUCAAAAAGAUACUGCGGGACAAUUGCUGGCCGACCAACCAUCCUAUCAGAGCUCAACUGUGGCCAGCACUUUGCAGACAACACGCAUCCGAAAACAGUAACAACAUGCAAGAGGGAUUCUAUUGGGAUCUUGUACGACAAUUGUUUGGGUCUACUGAUCUUCCAGAUAAACCAAUUAUUUUACCGACAUUUGUUGAGUCAAAACACAGACAUUUACAUCAUCUUGAUUCAACAGGCAAGAAUAUUACUGACAGAAUUGUUUGCGUGCUGGGGUUUGCUUGUCCAGAUAUCACUUAUAGCCCUGCUAUAUAUUCGUUAACAUCAUUGUUGCUACACUUUAUGCCUGAAGAGGAAUGCUAUAAUAGUUUAACAAGCUUAGUUUCGUCCAAGAACUUAGUAUUUGUAACACAAACAAAAUUAUUGUAUGAAGUCACAUGGAAAACUGUAUUAAAUAUAUGUAGAAAACAUGUUAAAUCUGCUGCUGGGCAUAUUGGGAAACAUUGUCCAAUAAAAAAAUCAGAAAAAAUGUACAUGGAUUGGAUUUGGUGGAUAUUUCAAGGACUACCAUUUCAUCAUGCAGUUCGAGUUAUGGAUUGUUAUCUUCACGAAGGCAUAAAAGUGUUGUAUCGUAUUUCAAUGGCUAUCUUGCAACUUUUUUACAAAUACUCAACUACAAGUAAUUCUAUUUGGGCUGAAGAAAUAAAUAGUCAUGGAGUAGAUGUAGCUUUAAUGAAUUUUUGUCGUCAAAUGCCGGCAAAUCCACAAAAAGUACUUAAAACAGCAUUUAAAAUUCGAGGUUUAAGUUCAGCUUAUAUUCAUAGAGUUUUUGUAAAAACUGAGAUGAUAUUGAAGAGUAAAGCUGUUUUAUCUGGUUCCAACAAACUAAACCGUUCCUGUUCUAGUGAAAAUUUACCUACUAGUCAAUCUCAAAUGAAUAUUCAGAUGUCCUCACAUACACUUACUAUACGUGAGCUUUUUACAUUAUGGUCUUGGUUGCCGGUGAGGAUAACAAUGUACCAACCAAUACUUCUUUAUACAACUGAAGAGCAUGGCUGUAGUUUGACUACAUUUUAUGUUAGAGUUGAACAUCAUGAACCAACACUUCUACUAAUAAAAACUUGCACUGAUGAAGUUUUUGGUGCAUAUUGUUCUUCAAAGUGGAUUGAGAGAAACAAAAAGGAUGAUCGCGGAAAUAGACAAGCUUAUUUUGGUACUGGUGAGACAUUCAUAUUCAGUCUGUAUCCGGGUAAGGCAAAAUACCCAUGGGUUGGAAUGGAAGUUGAUAAUGUACAUCAUGCCAAUGAGCUGUUUAUGGCUGCUGAUCAAAAAAUGAUUACUAUUGGUGGAGGUGAUGGUCAAGCUAUAUGGAUGGAUGAAAACGUUCGAUAUGGAAAAACUGAGAGUUGUUCUACAUUCAACAAUCCUCCAUUGUGUAAAAGUCGUGACUUUGAAAUAAAAGUCUUGGAAGUCUAUGGUUUUGAUGGCGUGAUUCUUUAAAGCAAGUAACUAUUCAACUCAAGUGAUAAGUCUACUAGUCAUAUUUAUUUAUUUUUUAUUUAUAUAUUAUACUCAUGGUUACUUAUUUAGUAAGUAAGAAUAAGCAAUUUAUGUAAUACUAAAUCCAUGGCAAUUACAGAAUAUUUGUUCCUGGAUUUUUAUAAUAGGUACUUACUACUUAAUUAAUAAUUGUAACAUGUUUUGAAGUUGCAUGAGUACUCAAAUUUAACUAACAAAUUUGAUCCAAGUUUGAAUUAUUUUUUAUUAAUAAGUAUUUAAGUAUGCAUAAUAGUUUUAGUACUUAAAGUUUUAGUACAAAUUUUUUUUUUUAAAUAUUAAAUUAUUUCAAUUAUCAAAAUAUUACUAUCAUAGUAUUAUAUGGUAUAUAUAUUUUUUUAUUGCAAUAAAAUAAUUAUUCCUUACGUAUUCAUUGCUCGACACAGUUGGAUUUAUUAUACUUUUUACAAAUAAUUAUUCUGUUCCUGAAUAUAAUAUUGAGUACAGUAAUUAAUUCUAAAUAAAAAAAUAUGAGUAUGUGUGCAACUUAAAUAUUUAUCAAAUAUUAUUCUAUUUCAUAUAAGUGAUAAAUACAGCCUGUUUCAGAAACAAAAAGCAUAAUAUUAGACCAAAGAAAUUUUUGCUCUUGAGUAAAUAACCAAUGUAUUAAUUUAUUAUACUAGUAUUUUAUUUAAAAAUAAUUAAUUGUGGAUUAUAGACUUGAUUGAUUUGUUCAUAAUUUGGGAGUUAAUAUUUAAGUGAUUUAUACUAAUUAUAAUUUAAAAAAAAUCUAUUGGUUGGAUUUUUAUCUAGCCAUGUUUUACAUUACAAUAUCUCUAAAUGUGUUCAAAAAUUUUUAAUUCUAAUCUUAAGACAUAUUGCCCAUUAAAUAAUUGAGUAGAACAAUAAAUCUUAUAAUAUGUUCCUGAAUACAUUAUUUUUUUUUUUUUUUGGCAUUUUAUUCAUUACAGGCUGUAUAUAAAAAAGUAAAGUCAAUAAAAAUUUUUGUAAUUGAUAGCUUAUUAUAUUUAUUAAAAACUAAAAAGUGUAAUUAAUUAUUACUAAGUGUGUGUGUAUAUUGUAAAAAUGUAUACAAUAGAAAAUGAUGAAUUAGUGUUGAACUACUAGUACAGUAUACUGUUAACUCAUUAUAAUUUUUAAAUUAAGAAUAAUUAUUUUCUGUUAGAUAUAAUAGUUAUAAUUACCAUAUUAUUGGUAUCGGAACACCAAGUAAAUCGCCUCUUCAUUAUUAUAUAGUAACAUUUUAUAAUUACAUUUCUAUGAUUCCUAUUAUAUUUUUUAAGGUACAUAUUUCAUCUAUAUAUAUUUGUAAUUGGUUUUUUAAAUGUUAAUAUAAUUCAUAUUUUAUCAAAAUAUAUAUAGAAGAGCUCUAAGUCUCUAAAUUUAUUGGUGAUUUAUUAAACAUAAUGGGUCGAUACUAAUAUACUUCAAUUUGAUCACUUGUGUGUUCAUUAUUUGUAGGCAUACAACAUUCAUAUUAGCAUGUGAAGCAUUUUUAAUCUACUACUUUGAGUAUAAUAUUCAAAUUGCUUUUUCAAAUUUACUAUUUUAUUAGUUUGAAAUUUUAAGUACUGUGUUCACUAGUUUUACAAUUCAGUUAAGUUUCGAGUCAAACAUUAGAAUGAUGAUUCGACAUUGGAUUGCACUUAAUUCUAAACUAUUUAACUAAUAUUUAACUAGUACUUUAAAAAUGAGUUCAUAUUUAUAUGUUAUAAAAUUUGUUUUGAACAAAAUGUUAUUUGCAUAGGUCAUUUAGUAUAAGUAUGUAAGCGUGGUCUUAUUCUAAUUAUUAUUAAACCAUUCGUUAAAUAUUGAAAGUUAGUUUUCAAAUUGUUUUAAUACAUAAUUACAUAUAUAAUACAUUAGGCAUUAUGAUUUUUUCGGCUAUUUUAUUGUUACCAAGUUAAUUCCAAUUUUAUAUUUAUAUAUCAAUAUCAUAAUGGAUUAAAUAGUAUGUUUGAAAUAUCAUGUUAGAAUGUGAUAUAAUUUAUAUCAAGUGUGAAAAAAAUUAUACUACUAAUGUUAUAAAAUUGCAUUUUGCAUAUUAUAUUAAAUUAUUAUUAUUAUUCUUAUACGCUUAGACUGCUAUUAUAUUCAUAGAAUAGUGAUAUAAUAAAUAUAUAAUAUGUAUACUUUACAAUAUAUUAUACAUAUUUAUUAUAGUUGUUAUAAUUUAAAUACAUAAUAGAUGUUAAAUUUUCCCAUCGAGCUUUUAGUUGUUUAAACUAUACAUACUUAUUGACAAGAGCAUUUUAUGCGCACUCUCUUGUCAGUACUAUGUUAAUUAAUUUUGUUAAGUUUUUUUUUAUUAUGAAGUGUACACAUCGAUAGCUUUAUAAUAUUAUGUUUAAUUGUUAAACAUUUAUAGUAUACCUUUGUUGUUUUUUUUUUUUUUUUGUGUAAAAUAUGUUUAGUCUCUUGUAAAAUCGACGCAACGAAAUCUCAACCUUUUUAAAUUUUAAAUUUUUAUAUACGUUUUGUUAUAACUAUAAUUAAGAUUGCAAUAACAUGUCUAAUAUUAUUAUUUUGUUAAGAAAUAAAAUUGUUGGUUACCUAUAAACACAAUUUAAAAAUUUACUUUGUUGCGUCUUCUUUACCAGAGACUUCCAUUAGUUCCAACCGUAUUGUUAUAAUCUGUACAGUAGGGACAUUUUUAAAAUUUGUUUUUUAUUACUAUUAUUAUUAUUAUUAUUAUUAUUAUGAUUAUUAUUUUUAAUAUUAUUAAUGUUUUUGAAGUCUAGUCAACUCUUUAAGUGGUGUGUCUUUAAUUCCGCCCAUUUUAUUAUAUCCCACUCAGCGAUACAAUGUUGUUACCUUUUAAUUGUUUUAUAUAUAUCGUCGCCAUCUGUGAUAUAACAUCCAUAUUAUAAUAUAUUAUGUUUCUCCCCUCCAAUUGUCCCCUAUUUUUUACUUGAAAGUUUUUACUAUAUUAAUUUGAUUAUAGAGAGUGGGCUUUACUUGAUUUUGGAUAAAUAUCACAUUAUAGUAGAAACUAAAAUUAAUGUGUUAUAUGUCCAUUCAGUAAAUAAUUUUUAUUAUGUACCUCUCCCCACCAUUGACCAACUAUUAUACGUGUCAUUGCUAUUUAUUUCAUAUUGCUAUACUUAGCAUCUUACUGUACAUUUUUGUUACAAUUCACUAUAAUAUGUUAUUUAUAUUAUAUUAAAGAUGUUUUUUUUUUUAGAUUUGUUACCAAUUUAGUAUUAUUAUAGACAUUUUAAUACCUUUAUACGCAUACAUAAUAAUAUAGAAUCUGUACAUAACAUUAGGCUGUGUACUUUUUGAAAUGUGUGAGUUAGACCACUAUGUAUUCAAACUAAAUAAAAAUACAUUUUGAUUAACAGUA